AAUAUAUAUCAUUACAAUACUAUUACAACAAUACCAAUAAUAAUAAAUAUUAAACUAUAAAAGAAAUAAAUGAAUAAAUAAAAACAAUAAUAAAUUAAUAUAGUUAGUAAAGAAAAAGCAAUCAUUAAAUGGAAUUUUUAAAUUAUAAAAUUAAUGUUAAAAAUAAAAAUAUUACAGUGCCAAAUUCAGAAGUAAAAAAUUUUCUUAAAUUUAAUCCAAGGGGUAUAGCAGUUGCAACAAGAGAGAACUUAUAUGCAUCAAUCAAAAAGGUAGACUAUGAUAUAUAUCAACUUGCAACUGCGAUCAGAAAGAAAGGUAAAGAUGCAGACGAUGAAUCUCCCCUAUUUGGGUACUAUGGGUUCACUAUAGAGUGUUUAUUGGCGGUUUUAAAUGUUUUAAAAGAGAAAAUAACAUUCAGAGAGUUUUCAAAAUUAAAUAAAAAUCAACCAAAUUUAGUAACAUCGAUAGAUAAAAUUAAAAAUGAAAUUUUUACAAGCCAAUUAUUUGACGAGCUUUUAAAGAUUUAUACUCUUUGGUAUUUACCCUAUGAGGAUACAAGUUUUCUCAAGUUUCUUAGUUGUUUUAGUCCAUUAGUUAGCAAGAAUGCUUUGGAUAAUGUAGCAUCAUCAUUUCACUUAAAUCAAAAAACAGAGACAAUAUAUAGUUUAAAGUUUUUGGAUGCACUUUUAGAAGGAAAUAUUUCACUCUACAACGAUAUUACAGAUUUAAAAGUUUUAAAAUUAACUGAAAGAAACAAAAAUGGCCAACUCACUUUUAUUCAUUCUCUAUAUUACGAUAAUGUUGAAGAAUUCAAACUAUUAUUUAAAAACAAAUACAUAGAUAUCAGUAAUAUUGAUAACAGCAAUAAUAAUAAUAAUAAUAAUAAUAAUAAUAUUGAUAAUGAUGAUAGAUAUUUAACAACAGAAGAGUUUUGGUAUUUAGUUUGUAUCCAUGAUUCUUUACAAAUUUUCAAAAUUUUAACACAAGAAUAUAAUAUAUUUGGCGAAAAUAAAUCAACAAAUAAUGGUAUAUAUAAAGAGAAAAUUAAUAUCAAUAUCAACACAAAGAAAUUAUUUUCAAUUGCUUCCUCAACAUUUUCAAAAUCAAUAUGUGAAUAUAUGAUUGAAAUCAAUCCAGAUUUAUUUUAUAAACAAGAUUCUGCUGCCAAUGGUAUCCAAAUAGAUGAACUUAUAGAGCCACUACCAAAAUUCAAUAUUAUGUCAUUUGAGACAGUUUAUCCCAAUCCAAAUUUAACAAGAGAUAGGGUCACAGAUUUUUUCAAAUUUUUAACAAACCAAAAUAUAUUUUUAGAUCUUAAGCUUUCAACUCCGAUGGAUAAAUUAAAAUUAUCAGCAAUUCAUCGAAUGGAAACAUCUUAUAUAGGCACUUCAUCGUCAUUACCUAUAGAGCCACCUACCAUAUCAUCACCACCUUUAUCAACAUCACCUACAGAUUCCGUUAGUAAUAUAGAUAUAAACAUUGAUGCUCUUGGAACCACAGAUGACGAAGAAGUACCUAAAAAAUCAACCAUUGUUCAAUUUAAUUCAAAAUUUAAAAGAGAUAAUCUUCUAUCAUGUAUAAUAUCAACACUCGAUGAAAAAAUAUCUCAAUCAUUUAUAGAAUUUGUAAAGAAAAUCUCAAAAUCGGCAUAUAUUAAAAGUGAAUAUUUACACGAAGACGAUUUGUUUCUUUAUAUAUAUCUUUUUCCUGGUCAUCCAGCUAUGCUCCACUUGGUGUAUGACGUCAAAUCGAGAUUAGUUUAUAGAGGAGUUCCACUAAUCUUUUUUGCCAAUGACCUUUCAAUGCUCUCAGGAUGUGUAAACUUAACAAAAUCGGAGCAAUUUACAACAAUAUGCUUCAAUAGUUAUUUAAACGUGUUAAAAAGGUAUGGUCUAGAGGGGGAUUUAGAUAUUCCACCACUGGUACAGAAAACACCAGAGUUUACAACCAGGCAAUUUACAGUUUUAGAAUUUUUCAAGGUGAGGGAUCAGGUUAUAGUGGACCCUUCAAGAAGAGUUAUUGAAUCAAUACCAGAUAUUUGUUUGAAUUCAAAUAAUAAAAUAUUAGAGUCAGAAGAAAUUGCUGAAGCUUUAACCCGUAUAAUGGCACUAGAUAAUAUAGACUCUUUAAAAUCUGAAAUCAACGAUAAAAAACUUGAACAUUUAAGGUUAAAAGAGGAAUUAAUAGAACAAGACAAACUUCAUCGCCGUUUAAAAGAAGAAGAGUUAUUAAAACAAUUAGAAGAAGAAAAGAAAAAAGAAAAAGAAAAAGAAAAAUUAAAAAAACAAAAAGAAAAACAAUUAAAAAAACAGCAACAACAACAAAAAGAAUUAAAGCAACAAAAAGAACAAGAGUUAAAACAAAUAGAAUUAGAAAAGCAGUUAAAACUAAAAGAGCAACAAAAGGAAAAAGAAAAAAAAGAAAAGGAACAAAAGGAAAGAGAAAAAAAAGAGGAAGAACUGCAGCAACAGCAAAAGCAACAACUACAGCAACAACAGCAACAACAGCAACAACAACAACAACAACAAAAGCAAAAACCUCAACAAACCAAAAAAGAAAAUGUUAAAAUUGAAAAGCAAGUCGAAACAAAAUUAACUAUAAAUAAAGAACCACUUAAAUCUCCCACUCAAAGCGUAAAACAAACUACUACUUCGACUCAAACACCAUCACCACCAAUAACAAUGAAAAAUGAAUAUAAUAUUAAAAUUGGUAAAUUUAGAUUCAAUAAAAAAGAAGAAAAUAUAUUGGGUAGGGGUAGUAAUGGUACAUUGGUUUUUAAAGGUUUAUGGAAUGAUAAAAUACCUGUUGCAAUCAAACAAAUGCAAAAAGCAUUCAAUCCAUUAAUCAGUAAAGAAAUUGAAAUUUUAAUAAAGCUAACAGAUAAGAACUGCUUAAAUUUAAUUAGAUAUAUUGAUCAAGAAGAAGAUGAAAGCUGCGUUUAUUUAGGGUUAACUCUAUGUGAAGGUUCGUUACAAGAGUUGUUUGACAAGAGACAAUUAGAACAAUUUAUAGGCUCUGAAUCAAGAUUGUUAGAGUUAAUCAAAGAUAUAAUCAAUGGUAUUGAAUUUCUUCACUCUCAAGAUAUUGUACACAAUGAUUUAAAUCCAAGAAAUAUUUUAAUUAAAGAUCAAAGGCUAGUAAUAUCAGACUUGGGUCUUAGUAAAAUGGAAGUUUCAACAUCAUAUUCAUUCUCAAUGCACACUCCUACUGGUCAAGAAGGUUACCAUCCCGCAGAGGUAUUAAUGGAAAAACGUAAAACCAAAGCAGUCGAUGUCUUUUCAUUAGGUUGUAUACUUUAUUUUAUUAUGACCAAUGGACAGCAUCCUUUUGGUGAUCAAUUCUUUAGAAUUGCUAAUAUUAUUACCGAUCGUCCAAAUCUUUCAUCAUUAGCAACAGUUAACCCCUUGGCAGCAGAUUUAAUUGGCCAUUUAAUCACCAAGAAUGAAAAAGAGAGACCCACUAUAUCAUCAAUUCCAAAUCAUCCGCUAUUUUGGAACCAUUUCAAAAAGAUUGCAUUUAUUGAUGCAAUUUUAAACCUCACUAAGGAUUCAUCUAUUUUCACACCAAAAUUUAAUAAGCAACUAAAUGAAAUUGAUGAAUUAAACUUUGUAAAUAUUAACCAACCAAAUAAUAAUAUGUAUUAUUAUAAUGUAAAUAGUCAAAACAACACCUCACAAAUAUAUAAUAAUAAUCAUUUAAUUAAUAAUACCAACAAUAAUAAUAAUAAUAAUAAUAUCAAUAGUAAUAAUAAUCUCCCACCAUUUUUACCAAAAACAUGGAAUCAAUUAAUUGACUCUAUAUUAUUAGAUCACAUUACAAAUAAACAAAAUCAAAUAAUGCAAGAAACUGGUAAAAAAAUCUUUAUCUACCAAUACGAUCAAGUUAAAGAUUUAGUACGUUGUAUUAGAAACACAAUUCAGCACCAUAAAGAGAUAUCAAAACAAAUUUUACAAUCUUCAAAAGGUACAAUCAUAGGCAGAGAAGUUUUAGAAUGUUUAAAUAAUCAAGAAUCUGUAUUGAACUAUUUCGAGUCUAAAAUUCCAAAUCUAAUCUAUCAUCUUUACCAGAAAAUUAAAUCUCACAUAGACUAUAAAUCAAUUAAUUAUUUGAAUGAAUUUUUUAUUAUUUAA
Dictyostelium purpureum is the source of this 4130-nucleotide messenger RNA. RefSeq lists its product as uncharacterized. The record is from RefSeq and is a predicted model, not a curated record. NCBI's taxonomy places the organism in Eukaryota, Evosea, Eumycetozoa, Dictyosteliales, Dictyosteliaceae. The transcript is spliced from 2 exons. Gene Ontology annotation, biological process: mRNA processing; intrinsic apoptotic signaling pathway in response to endoplasmic reticulum stress; protein phosphorylation. Gene Ontology annotation, cellular component: IRE1-TRAF2-ASK1 complex. Gene Ontology annotation, molecular function: protein serine/threonine kinase activity; RNA endonuclease activity; ATP binding. The coding region runs from base 129 to 4130 and encodes 1333 amino acids.